AUGGCGGCCGGCGUUAUACUUUUGGUUGUUGGUCCAAAAGAGAAUUUCGUUGUUAUUUCCUCCGCUCUUUUCAGUCUCAUACCCAGAACCGAAACUGACUGCGGCGUCACUCCAAACUUGGGAAUUAUGCCUGGAGGCGCCGACGCAGGCGGUACAAGCCAGAGCCCAAGGAUUGUGCAGGCGGCACAAACCAACGGUGAAUGGCCAGGAAAAAUUCAACACUUCAGACAACCGUAG
Molecule: messenger RNA, 237 nt
Organism: Linum trigynum
Lineage: Eukaryota; Viridiplantae; Streptophyta; Magnoliopsida; Malpighiales; Linaceae
Source: the annotation of a GenBank genome assembly